Molecule: messenger RNA, 1148 nt
Organism: Vanrija pseudolonga
Lineage: Eukaryota; Fungi; Basidiomycota; Tremellomycetes; Trichosporonales; Trichosporonaceae
Gene: SYS1
Product: Protein SYS1
Exons: 4
Coding region: 601-1053 (150 amino acids)
Biological process (GO): Golgi to endosome transport; Golgi to plasma membrane protein transport; protein localization to Golgi apparatus
Cellular component (GO): trans-Golgi network; Golgi membrane
Source: RefSeq, a predicted model, not a curated record
CCUCUCAACGCCCGCAAUGGUUCGCAUGCGCGUGCAGGGUUGGGACCCAGUCCUAAUCAUAUCCCAGGUGGGUUGUGGUGCCGUUGCCGUACCCGCCGCCCUCGUGUCCUCGACGCUGACCUCGUCGCCUUACCGCUGCCGGUUCUCACUGUCCCUUGACCUUUUGCCCCGUCUCUGCCCACCGCCCUCGUCGCCCUUGAUCCUGUGGUGGACGUGGGAUGCGUGUGGUGCGCAUAUUGCCGCGAUUGUGCAUGCUGCUGCUGCUGCUGCGCUCUUUAUCCGACUACCGACUGUGCAUAACAACUCCACCUCGACGUCACAACGAACGCCGAACACCACAUCACCACAACCCCCACCACAUCACCACAACCCCCACCACACCACCACCACACGACAAUGCUGCCCAACCUCCUCCUCCGCGACCUUCUCCACCGCGCCCUCCGCCGGCGCCGCUCCUAACAGAUCAUAUGCCUCCAAACAAUCCACUACCUGACCCUCUCCUUCCUCGUCCCGCCUCUCCUUUCGGGCCUCACAACACCCGCACUGCUCACCUACUCCGGCGGGCCGAGCACCACCGGCCACAUCUUGGACUGGCGGGAAAUGGCCGCCCGGCCGGCGGUGCCGGUCGACGGCGCGUGGGCCAAGCUCCGCGGCGCUUGGUCGGGCGGGAAGAAGGUCGGCAAGGCGAACGACGACGCCGCGGUCGACGAGACGGAUUAUGGCGUCGACGAGCGGCGCGGGUGGUUGAUUGGCUUGGCUUGGAUCGUGGCGUGUGCGGUUGAUGUCGUCCCACUAUACUACAUGAUCCGACGCCCAACGGCCAUCCUCGACUUCUCGCUCACCCUCAACUUUCUGCACCUGCUCGUAACGUGCUACUACGCCAAGUCGUUCCCGACGAGCCUGUUCUUCUGGGUCGUGCAGGCGCUGGGCGCGAUUUUGAUGAUUGUGGUGGGGGAGCAGCUCUGCGUCAAGCGCGAAAUGUCCUCCGACCUCGACGUAUGGAGCCAGGACGAGACGCUCGAGUUGACGGAGCGAGAGCGGACAACGACGUAGAGAUGCACGUGUUUGUGGUUUGUCGGCUGGCGGGGCUAGUGGCUGGCUGCGAAGAUAAUAUGUGCGAUAGAGGAAUGACGCGUUGGUGGAACGUG